This is a messenger RNA of Cavia porcellus (domestic guinea pig), 6665 nucleotides long. It is a transcript of the gene P2ry2, whose product is annotated as purinergic receptor P2Y2. The transcript has 3 exons. The record is from RefSeq and is a predicted model, not a curated record. Gene Ontology annotation, biological process: positive regulation of mucus secretion; phospholipase C-activating G protein-coupled receptor signaling pathway; blood vessel diameter maintenance. The coding region runs from base 387 to 1517 and encodes 376 amino acids. NCBI's taxonomy places the organism in Eukaryota, Metazoa, Chordata, Mammalia, Rodentia, Caviidae. Gene Ontology annotation, cellular component: plasma membrane. Gene Ontology annotation, molecular function: G protein-coupled purinergic nucleotide receptor activity; A1 adenosine receptor binding; G protein-coupled UTP receptor activity.
GGUCGGCGGGCGCGGCGGGGGAGACGGCUGGUCGGCUGGUCCGACUGGCUCGGGUGCAGACUCAGCUGUGGGCAGGCGAGAGCGGCGUGCCUCUGGCCGUCCCACUGGGGCGCGGAUCCGAGCCGGGGUGCACCGCAUGACGGACGGUGUAAGCACGUUGCGGACCCGUGUUCGACUUGGCCUCCCCUGGAGCGUAAUCUCGGAGACCCCUUUGGCAGUUACCAGCCCUGAAAAUGCUGGAGGCUGGGUGUGGCCCCAGGCCAGGGAACCUGUUUUUCCUGUUUUCCUGCAGAGCUUCUGUCCAGGGCGAGCAUUCAUGAGUGAGGAACCUGAGCCUGUUUUGAGCAUCCCAACCCGGAGCACAGGGGCUGGUCAGGAAAAGGGUGAUGGCUGUGGACCCGGAUUCCUGGAAUGACACCAUUAAUGGUACCUGGGAUGGGGAUGAGCUGGGCUACAAAUGCCGCUUCGAUGAGGACUUCAAGUAUGUGCUGCUGCCAGUGUCCUAUGGUGUGGUGUGUGUGCUCGGGCUGUGUUUGAACGUCGUGGCACUCUACAUCUUCCUGUGCCGCCUCAAGAGCUGGAAUGCCUCCACCACGUACAUGUUCCACCUGGCUGUGUCUGAUGCACUGUAUGCAGCCUCACUACCGCUGCUGGUUUAUUACUAUGCCCACGGUGACCACUGGCCCUUCAGCACGGUGCUCUGCAAGCUGGUGCGCUUCCUCUUCUACACCAACCUGUACUGCAGCAUCCUCUUCCUCACCUGUAUCAGCGUGCAUCGGUGCCUGGGUGUCCUGCGCCCUCUGCGAUCCCUGCACUGGGGCCGGGCCCGCUAUGCCCGUCGGGUGGCAGUGGCCAUUUGGGUGCUGGUGCUGGCCUGCCAGGCACCUGUGCUGUACUUUGUCACCACUAGUGUGCGUGGGGCCCGAAUCACCUGCCAUGACACAUCAGCACCUGAGCUCUUCAGCCACUUCAUGGCCUACAGCUCUGUCAUGCUGGGCCUGCUCUUUGCAGUGCCCUUUGCCAUUAUCCUGGUCUGUUACGUGCUCAUGGCCCGGCGGCUGCUCAAGCCAGCUUAUGGGACCUCAGGAGGGCUGCCACGGGCCAAGCGCAAGUCAGUGCGCACGAUUGCCCUGGUGUUGGCUGUUUUUGCCCUCUGCUUCCUGCCUUUCCAUGUCACCCGCACCCUCUACUACUCCUUCCGUUCACUUGAUCUCAGCUGUCACAUUCUCAACGCCAUCAAUAUGGCAUACAAGAUCACCCGGCCCCUCGCCAGCGCCAAUAGUUGCCUUGACCCAGUGCUCUAUUUCCUGGUUGGCCAGAAGCUUGUCCGCUUUGCCCGUGAUGCCAAGUCAUCACCAGACCCCACCCCUACCACCCCGGCUCGACGUAGGCUGGGCUUCCACAGGUCUGACAAAACUGGCUCCCAGAGGAGAGACUUGUCAGCCAGCAGCGAGAACUCUCAUCGGACAGAGUCCACAGUGGCCAGAAGCGAGAACACUAAGGACAUUCAGCUUUAGGACCUGAGACCCUUGGGCUUCUGCAAAUUUAUAUGGAGGAGCUGUAGGGACCAUGGCUCAUUUAAAUGGAACAGUGUUCCCAGAUAUGGACCAUCAGUGACUUUGUCAUCGGCAGAGGCUGAGGAUACUCUACCCCUGUGAUCCAGAAAGGCACCUGAUCCCAGGUCCCCUGUUAGCAUUUGUAUGAGUGGGAAAUAAGGUUUUGAAAAAGGAAAGUGUUCAGGACCUGUGCUACCUGACUCUCAUGCAGCUAUCUGGCUGUCACUACCACGGUACCACUGCUGUGAUCCAGCCUAAUCCAGACACAGAGAGGAAGCCAUGAAGCAGAGCUGGAGUGAGGGAUGGAGUCACAGGUUGACCAGAGCACCUUGGUAAGGUGUCAGGGCCGAAUUCCCACAGGCAUCUGGGAUGGGACUGAGUGCCACAGUGGUCUCAGCUCAGAGAAGUACCCCCAGCCCAAGAGAUAAACAUCUGAGGCUGAUGUCACACCCAUCUGGAGGCUCCCCCUGGGUUGGGACCCAGUUUGAGACUGUAACUUAUACUAAAGACUGUGCUGCUUGUUGAGCUGUGCUGUCUUGUAUGGCCUAGGAAGCUUUCCAUAUCUACACAAGGGCCUCUCCACCACAUUCUCUUCUGCCACCCACUAACUGCUUUAGGGGCAUGUCACAUUAGAAAUCCCCUCUGCAGAUGCUGGGUAUAUCCCACUUUAAAAUCAUUUGACUUCUGUACCUCUUUCUGUGUGAGGCAGAGAAGACUCAAGCGGGAUCUCAGUUCUUCAGUUCCCCAGAUUGGGUGACAACCAGUCAUGUGCUGGUAAAUGUUAAACUGGACCUUCAGAGGAGUUGAGGAACCCCUUAUUUGUAGCAUUGCCUAUUGCCAUUCCUGCCAUGGCCAAUUUCAAAUUGUCAGUGCAAUGUCAUCUCUUUGCAAAAUUCCUGAAAAUUUAACAUCUGGCUCUUGCAAGCAGGCACACGUUGAAGAGUGUACCACUGGGUCAUGCUGAGUGCGUGGGGCUGUGGCCAGGGGCUUAGGGAAGCCUUCCUGGACUGGGUGCUUCUGAGCUGGGGCAUCUCAGGAAAGCAGCUCAUAAGAACACCCAGUGUAGGACACAUUCUAAGCAAGGGUAGGGGACUGGGGAGCAGAUAUACAGAGACAACAGCAGCCUGGGCAGCUGCCCAGGCUCAGUACAGAGGUGAAGCUUCCUCCUUGCCCUGGCCCUGAGGCUUCCUUUGUAUAAGAUACAUAUGAGUGAGAUUCACUCCUCUCUCUACCCAGGUCUAGGCCUAGGCCUUCUGGGAAAAAUCUCACCUUUUGGGAAUCAUGGUUGGUAUUCCAGCUGAAUCAGGGGUUAAUAUGGGAGAAGUGGGCUUACCUGUGGCCAGUGUUGGACCUGGCCAGGACUGCUCUAGGCCAGUUUGUCACACUCUGGGACUGUGGACUCUGGGUAGGGCUAAGCCCUGGCCUUCAGACAGGGAUUGGAUGAAGCCGAGUGGCCUCAUUUUUGACCUUCAGGACAGGAACUCCUCUCCCUCUGGGUGAGCCUUGCCCUGUGGGCCCACUACGCUUUAGAGAGGGUGUCUCCUUCCCUACCUUACCUCUUCCACCUGCCUCCUAUGGCAGGUCUACCCUUCCCACUUACCUGUAUCAAAGCCAGAAGAUCCAACCCCAGGAGUAGCUCUGUUUAUAUAUUGUGGUUGUUGCUUUGAAACAGAGUUUUGCUAUAUUACCCAGGCUAGCCUCAAAUUCCUGGGCUCAAGUAAAUCUCCUGCCUCAGCCUCCUGAGUCAUUGGGACUACUAGGACAUGGUAGCUUUAUAUAGAACUUGGUUCCACAACUCCCUCAGAUGACAGGAACUCAUCACACACCAUAAUGUAAUGAAAAGACUGCAUUAUGUAAUUCUGGGUGACCUGUCCAGAAUAGUGUCAGAUGCUCACCUCCCAUGUUCUAGCUUCUAUACUCUCUUGAUGCAGCUAGAGUCCUUUUGUGCUUUCUUGACAGCCUCCUUUUCCAGGGUAUCCUGAGUCUUUCCUGUAGACCCAAACCUAUCUCUUUCCUACCAGUUGCUGCUCAGGGAGCUCCUUCCCAGGUGAUAAACUCUGAUGGCAAGAAGUGUAGAAGCUGGGCUCUGAUGCUGUCAGCCCCAGCUGGGACCUGGAAACAGGGGGCUGUGUCAUGACUUUGGGUCCUUUAGUAUACAUGUGUGGCUGGGGAGUGGGCUGUGGCCACCACAGGCCAAGUUCCUUAGUCCCCAUUUCUUUGUUGUCCUGCCCCACUAGCCCUUCCACAGCUGCCCUACAGACCCUGAGAAUCCAGUGCUGCAACAGCCUGGCCUCAGCCAGGAAGCUUUCCCUGAUCCAUUGCUUACAGGUUUCCAAGGACACAGGACCUAGGAGGCUUAUUGCCACUUAGGCCUAUGGCAGAUAUGGGUGGAUGUGGGGAAUGGAGAUCCCAGGGGAGCCAGGAACAGGGCCCAAGCCCCCACCUCUGGACCCUGGUUGGACUGCCUGGCCCCUCAGUGUGGACAUCUGGCCUUGGUGCUUAGUUCCCAGGCCACUCGCCUGAGGGUGAGGCUCCUGGCCUUGCUGCCUCGUGCUAUUUUCAGCCCAAGUAAGAUCAAGAUUUUCCACUCCUGGCCCUAGACUAUUGUCUGACGUGGAUGACCUGCCUGUCCUCAAAAUAUCUUAUGUUGCCCUCUGGACCUCCCUGCCCCCUUCCCACCUCCUCACCCUGACAUCACUUCCUAAGGCUGUUGACUCCUGAAGGCCACUGUGAAAGGGCACCAGUCAUCCAGCCAGCAGCCAGCAGCCACCAGUGACAGGACCCUAGGGAUUACCCAGCCCAGCUGCAGACUCAAGGCCAGAGAGGGGCGGGGCCUCAUCCAAGUCACUCAGCAGGUCUUUGAGGCGCCCGGAUAUGAGCCACAGGCCUAAGCUGCUCCUGCUGCCAUUCACCCCCUCCAGUGCAGGUCAGAGCCUUUGCAGGGUUCUACUGUCCACCCCCUCACCCCCAGCCAUGGAGCUGAGACCAGAGACAUAGUGCAGGAUGGGAGGAGGGUGAGGAGAGAGAGUGAGGUGGUGGUGAAUAAAAUUUUCUGACCUCUGCAAAAGCUGACUUCAGUGAGCUCCAUGUAUCAGAGCAUGGCCCUGGCACAUAGACUCCCUCCUGAGCAGCAGAGGUCCCCAAGACCAAGAAAGAGUGGAGAAUCCUAAAGGCCACACAUACAACCUCACCCUUGGAGGCCAAGAAAGGCCCUGGACAACAUGUUGCCCACACAGAGCUGCUCCUGGGCAGGCCACCACAGCUAUCCCUCAGCUACCCUUGUCAUGAAGAUUUGGCACCUGGGGAGAUCAGGCACAUGGGGGAGGGGACUCACAUACUGGUCCAUGUCCCAUGAACCAUAUAGGACUGUUACAUAUUUAGUUGUUCUUCACACCCACCCUGAGAAGCAGAUGUUAUCCUCCCCAUUUAGUGGCUGAGGACACAGGAGAGGGCAUUGAGGAGUACAGGGUUAAUGACCUAGGUGACACAAGCUGCAGGUGGGUGAGGGGAGAGGAUUCUAGGCUCCCUGGUGUCUAAUGAAUUCCCUUUGCAGUGGUCCACACCAUUCACAACCUCUACACAGCAAGAGGCUCUGCAAAUGACCCUUCCCACAGCUCAGGACUGGCGCAGCGUUGUAGUAAGGACAGGUUGGGAAUCAUAGAUCCUGCACUAAGACCACCUUGGUGUAAAGGUCAUCUCCACUUUCCCAGCCAUGCAUUUUCUCAAUCUUGCAGCACCUCAGUUUUCUCAUUUGAUAAGAUGCUCUCCUUCCACUGAGGGCAUUGGGAGGCUCACUUGGCUCAAUGCACAGGAAAUACUUGGUAUAGUGCCUGGCAUUUCCAUGCCAAUAUUGUGCCAGGGCAAAUCAGGGUAAGCCGGUAGGGGACUGUCCUCCCAAAGCUGACAUAAUUUUAUGUCAUCACAUUGGGAUAAAUGCUUUGAAGAGGAGCCUAGUGUGCUUGGUCACCAAGCAACACAAGAUCUAACAGCUCCAGAUCUGGUUAUGGGAGGGAGGGAAGUAGAUCCACCCUGGGCAGGGUGGGGCCCAUCUCUGGCCUACCUGGUACUGGGUGGUUUUUGGGCAAAUGGACCUGUGCAUUUCCAGAACCUUGUCCUGGUGCCCACCUGUAGGGCAGUGUGUGUGUGUGUGUGUGUGUGUGUGUGUGUGUGUGUGUGUGUGGCAAUGAGGACCAGCCCCUAUGGGGUUCAGAGCUCCCCCAUUCUCAGUGGCAGGCUUAACCAUUUCUCCCUUACUAGCAGUACCUGGCAUGGCAGUCUGGAGCCACAUGUUCAACCAGAGCUUGGAGAUCUGGGAUUGGAGAAAUGGCCUGGGGCUGGGCCAGAGCAGGCAGCUUUGCUGGUGAACUGAGGCCUCUGCAGCCUGGAGGCCCCGCCUCCCUAUUCCACUUCUCCCACACUUAAUCAGGGCAUCACUGUCUGUAGUUUCAAGGCAUAACUAACAGUUUCUCCCUUAGGCUUUGCUAAGACCAUUGAACUCUCAGUCCUAAGGGCUGGGGUAGGAGCAGAAGAUCUCCCUUCAAUCAAGGGAUCAAAGAGGUGAAGUGACUCCAUUACCACCAUGCAGCAUGCAGUGGAUUGUCAGCCAUGAGUGACUGGGCUACAGGAGGAGGGUAUGACAGUAACAUAGUACAGUUGGGACAACUCACCUGAACCUAGGGAACACCCCAGGGCCAACUUCCUCCUAAGGCCUGCUACUCAGAAGCAAAGAUAAGAAUAACAAAGAUUCCAGAAACAUUCCCAGAUCCCAAACCAGGAUGUGUGUGUGCCACACCUGCUGCCAGGAUAUAGUAACCUUUCUUCACUUGCAGCAUAUGGACUGCAUCUCACGUUCCACCGUAGCAGUGCGUUAUGGGAAAAGAGUGUACAGUAGACACAGUGGACAUGACUUGGCACCCUAUCAAUCAUGUUGUUAAUCACACUCUGGAAGACCCGAUGAAAGGUGCCCUAGACCUGGCGAAGCAUUUUAAAUUCUUAAACCCAAUCCAUUCAGUGCUUGGGCUGUAUUUCUUUCUGCCUGAGUGAGCCUGCUUACUCUGAGCAUACCUUUUCCUAAUUAAACUUCAUUAAACUUUGCUGCUUUUUCAUUAC